AUGCUGAAUGCGUUCCAAAUCUUUUUUAUAUUGAUAAUCCUCAGUGAGUUCAUUCUGGGGAUUUGGGGGAAUGGGUUUCUUGGGUUCUUCAAUUGCAUCCACUGGAUCAAGAGGAACAAGAUUUCCUUCUCUGACUUCAUCAUUAUGAACCUCGCUUUCUCCAGGAUCAUCCUGCAUUGUGUGGUCGUUUUUGAUAGCACUGUCUUGAUGCUCGGUCCUGAUUUCUAUUACGAAGUGAAGCUGACUGCAAUCCGGGAAGCUUGCUGGACUUUCAGUAACUAUUUAAACAUCUGGCUGUCCACCUGUCUCAGUGUCUUCUACUGCCUAAAGAUUGCAGUUUUUUCUCACCCUGCCUUCCUCUGGCUCAAGCGGAGAAUUUCCCAAGUAACUUCCGGCAUCCUGCUGGUCUAUGUGCUCUUCUUUUUCUUCAACACAAUGUUACUGAUUCAAAAAUACUACGUAUCUUUUGCCCUCCUAAAAAUGAGACUCAUUGUAAACUCCACUGAAGAUGUCAGAAGAAAGAAAAGAGAAUCAUAUGUCUUCCACUUUCUUAGCUUCCUGUGGACACUGGUCCCGUUCAUUAUAUCCUUGUUCUCCUGCCUCUUACUCAUCCUCUCCUUGAGGAGACAUACCAGGGUGAUGGGACGCCAUACCUCCGCCCCCAGAGACAUGAGCACCACAGCCCACGUGAGAGCCACCAAAGUGAUGUUCUCCUACCUCUUACUCUUUGUCUUUUAUUUUGUCAUUCAGUUUAUUGGGACAUCAACCAUUCUCCUGAAAGAUGCCAAGGUGAUAAUAAUGAUUGUAGAGUUGGUCGCCCCUAUCUAUCCCUCUGUGCACUCGUUCAUCCUAAUUUUGCAAAACAAAACCCUGAAGGAGGCAUUCCUAAGGCAGCUGUGGCUGAAGAAGGGCUGCGUGAAAGGUGGAGCCAGGGGUUGCUGUAUCCCCUAG
Messenger RNA from Antechinus flavipes (yellow-footed antechinus), 951 nucleotides. RefSeq names its product taste receptor type 2 member 3-like. NCBI's taxonomy places the organism in Eukaryota, Metazoa, Chordata, Mammalia, Dasyuromorphia, Dasyuridae. Gene Ontology annotation, molecular function: bitter taste receptor activity; G protein-coupled receptor activity. The transcript has a single exon. Gene Ontology annotation, cellular component: membrane. Bases 1 to 951 code for a protein of 316 amino acids. Gene Ontology annotation, biological process: sensory perception of taste; detection of chemical stimulus involved in sensory perception of bitter taste; G protein-coupled receptor signaling pathway. The record is from RefSeq and is a predicted model, not a curated record.